AUGGUGCCUUCCCCCUUCUUCACCCCUCACCCUCGCUUCGGCCAGGUAACGCCUCCCCGGCCCCUAAUUAUAGUGGCAGGCGUGCCCAGCACUCUCUUGCCAUGCCGUUACCGCCACCACACAAGGCCUACCUACCACCGCACCCUUGGCCUCAGGUACCGCACCCCCAACCCCACAUGGCACCGCGUGGGAAGUUUCCUAACCGGUGGUGCUGAAAUCGGCUGGAAGUGCGGCGCAGGAGUGUUUCAGAAUAUGAUCCUCAGGAAGAAAGUGGCUUGCUCUCCCUCAUGCCUGGCUCUCCUCGACACUUCACUAGCAGGCCCGCCACAGCCCGGCCCCGACACGCCACGCCUCUGCACUCCGCUGCUCGCCAAACACUUGCCCUCCGGCUCAACUAUAUACUGUAGUAUGAUACAUAGUAGCUGUAAUCGUAGUCGUAGUUGUAAUCGUAGUCGUAGUAGUAGUAAUAGUAGUAAUCGUAGUAGUAGAGAUAGUAUUAGUAAGUAUACUAUAUGUGCAAGAUUCCCUUCCGUGCUGGAGGUAAUAACAAGUGACACCUCUGAACAGACAGUGCUGGUGGCCGUGUGUGUGGUGGUAGUGGCGGUGGUGGGUGUGACAGGAGCACACCUGCCCUCCUACCCCUCCUACGCGGCGCCGCCCUCUUACUCCAGGCCCUCCUCGACGCACCAGACGGACUACCCCACCAUCCCGCCUAAUUACACCUAUGACUACGGCGUGACUGACCACUACUCCGGCGCCAACUUCGGCCACACGGAGAGCCGCGAGGGGUACAAGACCGAGGGCAGGUACACUGUGGACCUCCCCGAUGGCCGCAAACAGAUCGUCACCUACGUGGACAAGGGCGACGGCCUGGAGGCUGAGGUGAUCUACGAGGGUGAGGCCAAGUACCCUGUGUACAAGCCUGAGCUCAGUUACAAGCCUGCUCCUGUAUACAAGCCUGUCCCUGUGUACAAGUCACCUCCCGUCUACAAGCCUCUCUAUUCAAAGCCAUCUGUGUAUUAUACUUAGAGUCCUAUUUCCUUCCUUCUGCCAGCCACAUACUACUGGGAAAACUCUAACUUGGUAUAAGCCUGAGUGAUGAAAACGCAAAACUGUGUGUGUGUGUGUGUGUGUGUGUGUGUGUGUGUGUGUGUGUGUGUGUGUGUGUGUGUGUGUGUGUGUGUGUGUGUGUGUCAGACUUCCUUUUACCUAAGAAUCAACACUUUUCCAUGCUAUCAAAAUACUUCAUCAGUUUUCCGUUUUUUUUUUUUUUUCAUGGAUUUCUUAUAUGAGUUUAGAGUUUUCCCAAUAGUACUUUCGCCCCGCUGUGCCCUGUUGUGUCCCGCUCAUGCCACGCCUCAGCACUGCCUCCCGCCGCCCUGCUUCAUCCCCUCCAUGCUGGUGGUUCCCUUAGAACCGUUCAUUAGGUCGUAGUGAUGUCAUACCUCUCAGGAAGCUUUGAAAUUCACAUGAGCCGUUCUAGAUUUAGUAAAGAUGUUUAUGUUUUCUCUUGUUCUCAUUGCUCAUCCACCAACUCAAGCUAUGGUAUCCGUCUGUCAGAUUACGUAAUAAAUUUUACUAAGUAGUCCA
Molecule: messenger RNA, 1590 nt
Organism: Scylla paramamosain (green mud crab)
Lineage: Eukaryota; Metazoa; Arthropoda; Malacostraca; Decapoda; Portunidae
Exons: 6
Coding region: 1-1029 (342 amino acids)
Cellular component (GO): extracellular matrix
Source: RefSeq, a predicted model, not a curated record